CUACUGUACUAGCUAUCCCUGUCGGGAAUUACUACGUACUAAACAAUUAAAUCAAAUCCUACUGUCGUAGCUCAAUGACUUAAUUAUUUAGCCUGAAGAUCGAUAUCCCAAUCAAGACCGCAUAGCACCUUAUUUAAUCCACUGUCGCUUUGAUAAGUUACUAUGUCACAUGAAAUAGGUUCAGUUAUGAGGGUUUCACUAUCGGUAAUAACCUAAUUAACAACAAAUCAAUGUAUUGGUGGCCAGUCAACACAAAGCAUUAAGUAAUUUCAUGCAAUAGAGAUUGGAAGAAAAGAAAUACGAAUCAAUCCAUCAAGUCAAGAAAUAACUACAUCCUAUGGUGUUUCCCCCAGAAAUUGGGGUUUAGUUCAUGAUGAAACUAAAACACAUAAUCAUGUUCUUGUUCAUCAUAAUGCUAGUACUGAAAAGGAGAGAAAAUACUGAUACGAAUAGAAGCACAAAAUCUGAUUCUCUCUUCCGAUUCGCGGUACUAGUGAUAUGCUCCAAUCGUUGCGCUCCUCCUCGUCGUUCGCUGCAGCUGUUCCAAAUACCCAAAGAAAUUCCGUGCGCCGCCAGCUGCUUCUUUUUUCCAAAGAAAAUCGUUUUCCCCGCUGCACUGCGCCCUACCUUUUUUCCUCCCACUAGAAUUCCCUGUGCUCCUGCUUUUUAAUUCCUUCCGCCCAUUAAUUCCCCAGCUAAAGGACAAGGGAGAUGGGCCACUUCUUUUGGCCGCCAGCUCCUCCAAGUAAUAGGCCCGGCCCAAAGAAAUCCAUGUCAAGGGACUCCGGCCAUAAUUUUGCAGCCCAGUCGAGUCACUUCCGGCCCGCUGCUGCUCCUAGCCCAAGUGAAUAUUCCACCAGUGAUUCGAGCCCGAUUGAUUGCUUGUGCAAUUUCUUCUUUUUCGUGCUUUCUCCACCUGUAACAUACCAAACUCAUGGCACUAGGCAGUAAUGUUUUUUCAACAAUUCCCGGGUUAGCGAGCCCUAAAAUAGCACCAAUUGGCUUAAAUAUAUCAUGGGAUAGUCACAUAAGUUCAAGAAUCCGAUAUAUUAAAGCCGAUUAUCACACCACUCGCGAAGGCGUUGGUUACAGGAAGGAUGAACAUGGCACUAUUACCAUCAACACAACGCGAAGGCUUAGAAAAGAUGAGUCAUUUGUUCUGGCUAGUCAAGCAAUUCAAGUUUAUUAUGUGCAAUCUUUGAGAGAUCCAAAUUGGAAAAUUGUGGUUAAAACGUGACCUAGAAAUUUGUUCGCGAUGCUAUCUAAUAAGGAAGGAGAAGGAGCAUUAGACGAAGCCUAUCAAGAAGACAAUAUUUUAAUUGAUGAUCCUAGGGUACUCCAAACUGAGGGAGAUGAUCUCUUAAACUGGACUAGAGUAGGGUUCGACGAUUAAGUAUGACUAAUUUGAUCUUUGUAGAUGGAGAUAUAUAUUAUAUAAUUUCUAUUUUUCAUAGAACAGUGCUUAUUAUGUGUUUUUUUAUUGAUUCAAUAAUCAUUUCUAAAACAUGUCAUUCUUGUCCGAUUUUCAUUUAUGAAAAAACGUAUACGGUAAUUUAUUUUGUAAGAAAGGUUUCACUUUUGUAACCAAAUGGUUAAAAAGAAUUGUCUAUGGCGUACAAAAUGUAUUUGGUCUGACCAUUUACUGCAGACGACAUUUUAUGGCGUCAAAAAUGUUAUUUUUCCUGACCAAACUAUGGUGACGAAAUUUUUCCUGACCAAAUAGUACUGACGAAAUGCUUAUGGUGUCAAAAAUGUGUUUUACUGACCAAACAGUAUUGGCAAAAUUUUUAUGAUAUCAGAAAAGUUGUUUUCCUGACCAAAUAGUAUUGACGAAAUUUUACUGUUGUCAAAAAAGAUUUUUUCCUGACCAAAUAGUACUGAGGAAGUGUUUAUGGCGUAAUAAAUGGGUUUUUUCUGACCAAUUAGUACUGACAACUUUUAGUGUUGUCAAAAAUAAUUUUUUCUGACCAAUUACUUCUGACGAAAAAAUUAUUUCAUCAAAAGUAAUAAUUUAAUGUUGAUGAUCGCUAUUUUGUCGUCAAUAAUAAGUAUAUUUUCCGGCGACAUUUUUUUGUUGGUUAGUAAUGAUGAUUAUUUCUAACGCGCAAUAUGAAGUCGUCAAAAAUAAUGCGCGUGAAAAAUGGAAAUCAGACCAAAAAACAUUUUACUAACGAAAAAAAAACAAUUUUUGACCAAAAAAAUCCACCUCUGUCAGUAAUAAUUUCAUUAGUACAUACGGAAAUUGUUUGUCAUCGGAAUUAUUGAUCUUUUUCGACGCAUAUUGUGAGUCGUCUGUAAGUUUUCGUCACAACUGCCUGCUUUUUUUGUAGUAGGUGGCAAGGUUUGUGGCGCAGUAUUCUUCUUAGUAGAUGAAAUAUGACAAAAUUUUGGCUAAGUACGUCGCUCCGGUAGUAGUGAAUUAUUUUUGCAUGUUUAACCCAUGUGAUGCUAAUACCCACCCACAUGGGGCAAGGGGGGUCUUCAUGCUUUAUGUGUUUUUCUAAUUCCAAAACCCAAGCUAAGGAUGAGCUAUCAAGAAGAGGGGGUCAAGACUGAAGAGGGUAGCAUUCCACUAGCAGGACAUCCUCAGAGCAGUUGAGAGGGUAACCAUCGGACUCCACGUUAGUGGAGUGUGUCUCGAGGAAGUUACUUUUGGUGGCUACUAAUAUGAGUUGAAGAUGACAGAGAAGGGGGUCGCCAAAUCACACCAGACAACCCAAUAUCAAAUUUUAUCCUUUUAUUUUUCCUGUGCAAAUUUAACAUAGUUGUAGUUCUGGAGCUCUCUCAGAACCUCCAUAGGUAUUAAUUUAAUAUAGCUUUGUCUCGUAGAUCAUCAAGAACGUUGAGCACUCUUUUUGAACUUUGUUAAAAAGGAGUGGACCAUGUUUAAUAAUCGUUUAUUUAGAAGUCAAAAGAUGCAAAUCAAUUAUGCUCCACUCUAGUUUUCUCGUAGAAAAACAAUAGGAAACCCCAAUUAAGAAGCUCCGAGCUUUAGCUUCUGUAAACAAGGAUCAAAGUUGAAAACGAUGACCAACUGAUACCGGAGACCUCCAUUGUGAUAUUGACUACUGGUUUCAAUGGCGAGAAAAAGCUCCAUGACAUAUUUGGAUCGGGAAGUUUUCAGUGUAUCAUCAUCGGACCACCAAAAAUCAUCGUCCCUCCAAAAAUUCCACAGCGGGCUGUUUUAGGAUUACGUGGAGAGUUUAAAUAACUUGUUCAGGUAGGAGAUGAGUAGCGUGGAUUCAAUUUUUUACUAUCCAAAUCAGGAAUUCACAAAUCCAAUCCAAUUAUCAACUCAACAAAUAAUAGAGGGGGAGCUCAGAGCAGAACACCAUAGUGAAUCCUUUUUAGUGAUUACUAUGCGGGUCGUUUAAGCAGCAUGCAUAUAGCAUAUUACAGUAUUACUUGAAUGAAUCUAGCUCGUAGGCCGUAGCGUCAUUAGAAGGGAGAACAAGAAUUAAAACACUUAUUAGUAGUGGACCAUUCUAUUCAUUAUGCAAUAAGUGGGGCAACUUAAAUUAUGCACCAACUUCACGUCAGUCCAUCCAUGAUUAUAUUGAUAUGGGUGGCAAGAAUUAGGGCCCUCAAAGUCAAAUCCAUCGGCCCAUUCACUUGGCAAAGGUCAGAGGUCAGGAAAACAGGCUUGAGCUGAACUGGGGAAAAAGCCACCCCAAUAACAUUUACCCUUCGUCAUGUUUGGUAUCUUUUAUCAUUAUUGUGGGUAAGGGUGUGCAACGGUUUUAUCUGUAUCGGACUGUAUCGGUUCAAAUUGUUGUUUGUACCGGAUCAUAACAAACAGAGUAUAAUGUGAUCCGGUCUCUUUUUCCAUGAAUUCUGUAAGUAUGAAAGAAAAAUAAACCGAAUUGACUUGUGGACCAGACCAAAUCGGACCGAAACAAUGUCGCUCCUCUCCUUGAUUUUAUAAUAUCUUUCACUACUCGAUUGCAGUUCUCCUGAGUUUGCACAUUCCUGGUUUUGGACGCGCUGAUAGUACACCACCUGGGUCCCGAGUACGUACCAAAUGUUGCAAUGUUUGUAGAUAACUUGAAUUUGUAAAUCCUUUGAAUCUACAUCUAGGAAACUGCAAUCCCAAACUCGGAGAAAGAAACUGUACAAGCUCACUGAUGUAUACAUGCCGAAACCUCUAUUGUAGUAGAGUAGACAUCAUGCAUCAAUUUGGUUAGCAACAACUACGUCCAUCUAACAUUUGAGAUUACAAUAAUGGGUAAAUGUCACAUUUAGUCACUGAGAUUACAAAAUCGUGUUAUGUUUAGUCAUUAGAAAAAACUAAUAUCAAAUUUGGUCACUCAAAUUACUGAAACAUGUCACAUUUAGUCACUCUCCAACUCCAAUAGAGUUGGGCGGAGGCUAACGGAGAGUAACUUAAUGUGACAUGUUUCAUUAAUUCUAGUGACAUUCAUUAAAAAAUAAGUAAUUCAAGUGACCGGAGUUGGACGGAGGCUAACGGGAGAGUGACUAAAUGUGACCUAUUUUAGUAAUUUGAGUGACCAAAAUUGAUAUUAAUUUUUUCUAGUGACUAAACAUAACACGAUUUAGUAAUCUCAGUGACCAAAUGUAGCAUUUAUACUUACAAUUAACUGUUCUAUCCGCUAACAUAUGGCGGGCUACAAUAGUGACCGAGUCAUAUUGGGUAUGAAGGAAUGAGAUUUUGUUGGACUUAGGGGUGGGUAUUGGUUUGACCAAACCGCUCCAAAUCGCCCCAAACCGCUUAUGCGUCAAUCCAAACCGCAUCAUUAAACUAACGGUUUCAUUUGCGGUCUGAUCGUUAAGUGCUUGGCGGUUCACGGUUCGAAUUGACCAAACCGCGCGGUUGCGGUUUGAAACCACAAUCCGCUAAGAUUGAGUACGCCUCUUCUUCCGCUCAACUUCCUGAAGCCCUUCCUCCAGCUUCUUCUCCGCUAGAAGCAGCGCCACCGACAAAGCUUGGAGGGCGGCGGCGGUAGAGUCGACGCUAUCUUCUCUCCGGCAGGCGGCAGCACCAGAUCUGACCAUUCUCUCGUUCCGCCAUCUUCUCUCCACGGCGCCAUCUUCCCCAGCUUUGGCGGACUGUCAAAUACACCAAGAGGCGGGAGACUCCGGGGCUUUGGCCGGCUGUCAAAAACACCAGUACCGGCGAGAUCAGGUAUGCUUUUCUCCUUUGGUUCUAUAUUUGAAUAGUGUGAUUUCUUCGAAACCCAUAUAGUCAUGGUUUUCGUUCCCAAUUCGUUGGAGAAAGAAGCCCUCUCCAGCUCCAGGGUCGCACUCAAUUCUGAAUCUCACUGUUGUUCUUGGGUCGAAGGGUUCUUACGACACCUAAUCAACCCUCGAUUCCUCCUGGGUCACAUUGUCUUUUCUCGUCUGCAACUUUACUGUUCUGGGUUUCAUCCAUUUGCGCCUGGUUAUGUUGAUAUCAGGAUGAUGCUAAUGGGUUCAUUAUCUCCUUCUUUUGUUGUUUUUCAGGAUCUGGGUUCCAGUCCAAGAGCAAGUAUCUGUUUGGGAAGGCAAAAUGAAAUCAAAAGGCUCGAAGGGAAAACGAGCUCAAGCACCGAUAUCUAGCAGCAAUGUGCUUAAUGUCAGUGAGGUGAGUUAUGAUCACUAGCUACCAAUCCUCUACUUUCUGAUCAUAACAACAACAAUAACAAUAAUGUACCAACAGAAAGGAAGGUUUCCAAAGCUAUAUGGAUUGGUGGUUCUCGAGAAUCAGAAGAAGAACCAAAAUGAUACCCUCUUCUUAUUUUUUCCUUUUAAUGUUGUUGUUUAUUGAAGCAAGGGGUGGUGGUGCCUGGUCAGAAAGCAGGUAGCUAGGGAAUCAAUCUACAGGGAAGGACAACAGGCUGGGUGAAACCAACAUGACACCAGAAUUGUCUAAGGCAAACCACUGAUCCAGAGCUGGUUGCCUGUGACUGUUACUGGGGAAGGGAGGGCAGUAGGUCCCAAAAUGGAAGGGAUUACCCUUCCUAAUCAGCCCACCCCACUACAACCCCAAGUGGUAUAUACAUAUUUAAUUGUUUAUGCUAACGGGAAUAGCAAGAGUCAAAUGAGCUUAUGUGUACUGGUGUCUGUGGUUAGUGGGAAACAAAAACAAGUUGUUUGGAGGCUUUAACAGUUAAGAUUCCCACUAACAGCUACAUAUGAGCUUGAUCACCUCACGUGAAGAGCCCACCACUCCCUCCAGCUGACAUUAAUGGAAGGAAUGUGAUGUCAUUCUGCAGCUGCCAAUCCUCUACUUUUAAUCACUGCUUAAUGAUUGGGUUUUCAUUUUAAUGAGAAGUACAACUAAUUUAUACUUAGACGAGGCUUUGCUUCAGUGUUUGCUGCAGAGCUAUACAUACUUGAAAUAGUGCUCUAGACAGGCUGUGGCAGAAGAAGGCUAUGCCAGAAGAAGGCUGUUUGAAAACCGUUAUCUGUUUGAAAGCCAUGUUGGAUCGUUGAUGUUGACUUUUUCACAAGCAGAAUGUUUGAUUCAAAUUGUAGUGUUGAUGGAUAUAUAGUUGAAGUAUCUGAGUUGUUGCCUUCGGUUUCACAGAACUAUGUGUGCUUGAUCUUCAAACUGGAAUGUUUGAUGAGGUGGUCUUUCGUGAUGAAUUUUGUUUUAGUUGAUGGGAUAUAUAGUUGCAGCAGCAUUUCUAACUACAUGUUUUUGCGUGCUUUAGCACUAAUCAUUCCAUUAAUAGUCCCUUUCAUACUUUCACGCUUUGUCAUGCCUUAAUCCAUUGAUCAUUAACUUUCGUAAAAAGGUCAAAUAAUGAUAGCAGUCUGUGGAACUUAUUUCCCUAUGAACUAGUAGGAAGUGUUGGUCUUUCGUAAUGAGAUGUUAAUGGAGAGCUACUCUGUGGAACUUAGUUUCAGUUGGGUGGGUUUGAGUUUGACCUCUUUGCCGUCAUCUCUCUAUGUGGCUGGUUGCGUCCUGAUUUGGCUUAUUUCAGAGGAAAAAAGGCCAAAUAAUUCAGCAGUAACAGAAACAAGUUCAAACAGAAGAAGAAGAUGAUGAUGAGGGAGAGGGAGAGAGAGAUGUAUCAUGUUCCCAUGCCUCCUAACGAUCCGUCUGCUACUGCUCAUCCCGGCGCCAGCGGCGAUGACGUUGAUGACUAGGACAAUUGAGUAAUUUUUAUUUAAUUAUGUACAAACCAUAAUGAAUUGCGGUCUAGAUGCGGUGCGGUUUAAACCGUAUCAAACCGUUAAUUUAUGCGGUUUGAUUUGACCGCACCGAUAACUUAGAGGUCGAAAUACGGUGCGGCUCGAUUAAGAUGCGGUGCGGUGCGGUUUAUAUCAAUGCGGUGCGAUGCGGUCCGAAUCGCACCGAUACCCACCCCUAGUUGGACUUGUACAUAUUGCUGCCUGUGGAGUUCGGCAUAGAUACAUAUAAGGGACACUUGGGGCAUGUGAAGUUGUGGAUGGUGGCGGCCGGCGGGCCGUGACUCUAUGGUUGUUUGGUUUUGAUGAUAGUUUGAUUGUGAUAGUUACAACUUACAAUGCAUGUAAUGUUCAUAAUCUAUGGUUUUUUAAAUUUUCUGAACAAACAAUACAUGUAUUAUUUGCUU
This is a messenger RNA of Linum trigynum, 7541 nucleotides long. NCBI's taxonomy places the organism in Eukaryota, Viridiplantae, Streptophyta, Magnoliopsida, Malpighiales, Linaceae. The record is from the annotation of a GenBank genome assembly.